Molecule: messenger RNA, 2433 nt
Organism: Fragaria vesca subsp. vesca
Lineage: Eukaryota; Viridiplantae; Streptophyta; Magnoliopsida; Rosales; Rosaceae
Product: ABC transporter G family member 2-like
Exons: 2
Coding region: 85-2295 (736 amino acids)
Cellular component (GO): membrane
Molecular function (GO): ATP hydrolysis activity; ATP binding; ABC-type transporter activity
Source: RefSeq, a predicted model, not a curated record
ACACACCCGAACACUUCUCCUACUAAAAUCCGAUAAAACGACGCCACACUUCUCGUGUCGCACCACACCUCCAAAAACCACCACAUGUCGUCUGCGGCGCCACCCACUCUCGAGCUCCGAGAAUUCAACCCCACAAGACCCCGCAUCAACCCUACUCUCGCCGAGCUUCUCCAAUGGGUCGAGCAGUCCCAAACCCCCGACCGGAAAACUACGUCGUCAAACCACAACAAUGCCCACCACGUCCUCGACAUCGGCUUUCCUUCCACCUCUUUGUCUCAGUCGACCUACCCUUUCGUCCUCUCCUUCAACAACCUCACUUACAGCGUCAAGGUCCGCCGCAAAAUGACGUUACUGCCCUCCUUCAGAAAAACAGAGGCUAAACUUGGUGGCAGCGGCGCAAGCAGCACCAAGGUUUUGCUGAACGGCGUUUCCGGCGAGGCCAGAGAAGGCCAGAUCAUGGCGGUUCUCGGAGCAAGUGGCUCAGGCAAGUCAACACUGAUAGACGCAUUGGCUGACCGGAUCGCCAAGGACAGCUUGAAAGGGACGAUCACGUUAAACGAUGAGAUUCUCAACUCGAGGAUGCUGAAGGUGAUAUCGGCUUACGUCAUGCAGGACGAUCUGUUGUUUCCGAUGCUGACGGUGGAGGAGACUCUCAUGUUCUCUGCUGAGUUCCGGCUCCCACAGUCUCUAUCAAAAUCAAAGAAGAAGUCUCGUGUGGAGGCCCUGAUUGAUCAGCUAGGCCUCCGAAACGCCGCGAAGACGGUGAUCGGUGAUGAGGGCCACCGCGGCGUCUCCGGAGGCGAGAGGAGGAGAGUUUCUAUUGGUAUUGACAUCAUUCACGACCCCAUUGUUUUGUUUCUUGACGAACCGACCUCCGGGCUUGACUCGACGAGUGCUUUCAUGGUGGUGAAGGUUUUGCAGAGAAUAGCUCAGAGUGGCAGCAUUGUGGUCAUGUCCGUACAUCAACCGAGUUACAGAAUUCUAGGGUUGUUGGACAGGUUGGUACUUCUGUCACAUGGACAGACUGUGUACAGUGGCUCGCCGGCGAAUCUUCCGGUCUUUUUCCGCGAAUUCGGGCACCCUAUACCCGAAACCGAGAACAGGACUGAGUUCGCUUUGGACCUCAUUCGAGAACUGGAAGAAACUCCAGGUGGAACCAAGAGCUUGGUAGAGUUCAACAAGAAAUGGCAAAUCACCAAGAGGCAGAAGUUCAAACAAGCAAACGGUUCGGACAACAGUGCCAGCAGUAUGCCAAAGCUCUCGCUCAAAGACGCAAUAAGUGCUAGCAUUUCAAGAGGAAAGCUAGUCUCGGGUGCUCCUAGUGACACUAACCUAGCCUCUUCAGUCCCUACCUUUGCCAACCCUAUAUGGACAGAAAUGUUGGUCAUCUCAAAACGCUCCAUCAAAAACUCUACACGAAUGCCGGAACUCUUCGGCAUCCGGUUGGGGGCGGUACUCGUCACCGGAAUCAUAUUAGCCACUAUGUUUUGGCACCUUGACGACUCCCCCAAGGGUGUCGAAGAGCGUCUCGGAUUUUUCGCCUUUGCAAUGUCCACAACCUUCUACACUUGCGCGGAAGCAAUCCCCGUUUUCCUCCAAGAACGUUACAUAUUCAUGAGAGAAACUGCCUACAAUGCCUACCGUAGGUCAUCUUAUGUCUUAGCUCACUCGUUACUCUCCAUUCCCUCCUUGCUCAUCCUCUCCUUGGCCUUCGCCGCCACCACCUUUUGGGCCGUGGGGUUGGCCGGUGGCCUUCAAGGGUUUCUCUUUUUCUUGUUGACAAUAUGCUCGGCGUUUUGGGCCGGAUCUUCGUUCGUAACAUUUUUAUCCGGCGUUGUCACCCAUGUCAUGCUGGGAUAUACGGUUGUGGUGGCCAUUCUAGCCUACUUUCUCCUCUUUAGUGGGUUCUUCAUUAGCAGAGAUCGGAUUCCGGUAUACUGGAUUUGGUUCCAUUACAUAUCUCUGGUGAAGUAUCCAUAUGAAGCUGUUUUGCAGAACGAGUUUGAUGACCAUAUGAAGUGUUUAGUGACCGGAAUUCAAAUGUUUGACAACACGCCGUUGGGUGACGUCCCUGUUGCACUGAAGUUGAAGCUGUUGGAGAACAUGAGCAACACAUUGGGGAUGAAUGUAACUGCGUCUAGUUGUGUGACCACCGGAUUAGACAUACUGAAACGGCAGGGUAUAACGGAUAUUAGCAAAUGGAAUUGCUUGUGGGUGACAAUUGCUUGGGGGUUUUUCUUUAGAGUUUUGUUUUAUUUUACUUUGUUGUUGGGGAGCAAAAAUAAAAGGAGGUAAAUGGAAUAGGGAGAAUGGUUGGCAAAUGGCAAUGUUGUUUGUUGGUCUUUUGGUAAUUCAUUGUAUACUUGUAAGUUACCACUUAUAUAUUUCAUGAAUUUAAUUUGGUUUUAAUGAUAAACACAUGGUUUAUGAAUG